Dimorphilus gyrociliatus is the source of this 1291-nucleotide messenger RNA. NCBI's taxonomy places the organism in Eukaryota, Metazoa, Annelida, Polychaeta, Dinophilidae. The record is from the annotation of a GenBank genome assembly.
GAUGAAGAAACGUUUUUAUAUAGGCCUUUUCUUUCUAAUUGAAUCGGCUUUCAACGAUCAACAACUAAGGGCGCCCUCCUACAAUUACGUAAAUGGAAUCUUCAAAGCCGAAAGUGAAAUUGUCAAACAUGUUGUCUACAAAGACAAAAUCCUAUUGGGCUUGGAAGGUAAUAUUACAGUCAUAGACCAAAAACUACGGUACAGUUAUAGCGUCCGAUCGAACCCGGAUAGUACAUCGUCAGAAGAAUGCUAUCCGAAAAGCAUGAUCGUUUAUAGUGAAGGGAGAGAAUUGAUCUUAUGUUGUACAUCUAAUAAGGGUAGUUGUCACAAGAGGAAAUUGAACGGCAGAUUGUCGUUGAGCGAUGACUACGCUAAGAGCGAGGGUGAAAUUGUACCCUGGACUAAAAAUAGUAGCUGUUUAAUGGUUAUAGCAAAAGGACCUGGUUCACGAACGUACGCUUAUGUAGCUAACACGUUACCACAAGAUACUGAUGUUCAACUCUCAGUUGUCAGCCGUAGGAAUUUGGAAAACUUUCAAAUAGUCUCCGGCAGCUUUUUCUUUGAUCGCCCCGUUCUGCAAGCAAAGAAAUACAAUGAUCCCAAUGCCGAUACAUUCGAAGAACGUAAUAUACACUUCUGGUACAUUAAAACCUUUACAGCCUUUAAUUUUGUGCAUUUUUUGGUUGUGGAACCUCUUCGAUUAUCUAGCUAUAAUGUGUUCGUCACUAGAAUACAAAGGAUUUGUAUGCAGAAUAAAAACUUUAAUACACACGCUGAAUUGGACUUAAAGUGUUAUUAUAAUGGAACGGAACAUAAUAUUGUAACAUCUGCCUAUAUUGGCCGUGGAGGUGAAAAGCUUCAAAAGUAUCUAGAACUACCUCAUGUAGAACCGUUCUCAGAUGAUGCCCUUGUAUUGUUUGCCACAUUUUCUAGAAGUGCACCUUUCUCUGCUGUCGAACAACCUGGUAGUGCCGUUUGUGCCUACAGACUAAGGGAUAUUCGUAAAUCUUUUACAAAAAAUAUAAAGGAGUGUUACAAUGGGAUAGGAACAUGGGGUCCUGAUUAUUUUACAAGUCAACCUCAAAAUUGUAUAGAGCAUCCAGAAAAAAUUGACGAUACGUCUUGUCCUAACAAGAACAAGCACAUACUUGGAACUCAACCCUUAGUUUCUACUACUCAACUUUACAUUCCCAAUCACAUCGUCUCCUCAAUCGCCGUAACAACCGUUGACAAACAUACAAUAGCUUUCAUGGGAACUAAAGCUGGCAUAAUUCUAAAGGUAAGCAUAUAG